AUGCCAACGGUAGAAGAGACAAAUGCAUUCGCGGCACCUGGCAUUGAGAAGUCUGAUGCAGAAGAAAAUCAUAAUGACAGGGAGGACCUCACCCACAUAUUCCCCAUCAGUCUGCAGACCAGUGGUUCAGCAAGUGAAGAUGAACGGCCCAGCCCCGGAGAUGUCGACCAUCUAAGCGACCGGAAUUUUUCCUUUGCAAGUAAAUCUUCGGCGAUCACAACGGGACUCAAUCGAAAUCUUCAACGAAUUCGAGCAUUACUGCAAACUUCGGUCGGACAGGACUCCGUGCUAGCCAGCGUAGAAUAUCUCGCACAUGCCUUACACUACUUUAUCCUAUCUCGAUACUGGGUUAGGCUCCGCCAAACUGUUACAUACCUCCUGUGCCAUCGAAAAGGCCGCGACCUACAAAUGAUCGCCAGUCGCCCUACACAAAGCUUUGUACAAAAAUCUCAAGCUCUUCUCAAGCUCUCUUCACUCUUUAGUGAUGCUCGCUUUACACUGAGAUCAUUGGGAAUUUUUUCUAUUUGGGCAAAUAUACCCGAAAUCUUUCGACCCCCAGUGAAGGAUCGUGUUAUUCUCAGUAUCGAUAUCAUGCAAGUUUUUACCAUCACAGCUUACCAUUUUCUGGAAAAUAUCGGUCAUCUCGCGUCUAAUCGUGUUCUGUCACAACGGAUUGUUGGACCAAAGAAGAAUAUACCAAAAUUCUAUAUCUGGAGUGCACGAGCAUUGUGUCUUCAUUUUGUACUUGAGCUAGUGAAGUUGACCAAAGAGGCCUGUUAUAAUGGAAAUUCUGCUCAGAAUGAAAUUCUUGCUAGUGAGGACAAUACAAAACCGGAGGAUGACGAUGACGACGCAGACAGCCUACAAUGGGAGAAACGGUUAUGGUCAACUUCGAUCUGGGGAGUACUAUGUCUAUAUUGGAGCUCUGGGAAGACGAUUCCGAUUGUGGAGGAGAGUUCUGGUGGUCUCAGCUUUUUAGCCGAUUUUUUCACCCUACGAGAUGCUUGGGCACAUACCGAAAAAUAA
Penicillium angulare is the source of this 1026-nucleotide messenger RNA. RefSeq lists its product as uncharacterized. The transcript has 2 exons. Bases 1 to 1026 code for a protein of 341 amino acids. The record is from RefSeq and is a predicted model, not a curated record. Lineage: Eukaryota; Fungi; Ascomycota; Eurotiomycetes; Eurotiales; Aspergillaceae.